Messenger RNA from Phacochoerus africanus (Common warthog), 2032 nucleotides. It is a transcript of the gene SLC23A3, whose product is annotated as solute carrier family 23 member 3. The record is from RefSeq and is a predicted model, not a curated record. Gene Ontology annotation, cellular component: membrane. Bases 1 to 1860 code for a protein of 619 amino acids. The transcript has 13 exons. Lineage: Eukaryota; Metazoa; Chordata; Mammalia; Artiodactyla; Suidae. Gene Ontology annotation, molecular function: transmembrane transporter activity. Gene Ontology annotation, biological process: transmembrane transport.
AUGGAAUUUGCACAAGAGCUGGGCAAAGCCAAACACCCCCCCCACGCCACACCACUCCUCUCCGUGGGCUCCCAGGCUCCCCCAGCUCCUCCGCGGCGGCCACCUGCUGUCCAAAAGCCCUCCUCCCACUCUUGGGUGGCUCUGUGUGGGCCUCCUCCUUGGGGCCUCAGCUGUCUUCUGGCUCUGCAGCAUGUCUUGGUCCUGGCUUCUCUGCUCUGUGCCUCCCACCUGCUCCUGCUUCGAAGUCUCCCCCCGGAAGGCCUCUCUUACCUCCCUGCCCAGCUCCUAGCCUCCAGCCUCUUUUCCUGUGGCAUGUCUACCACCCUGCAAACUUGGAUGGGCAGCAGGCUGCCUCUUGUCCAGGCUCCAUCCUUAGAGUUUCUUAUCCCUGCUCUGGUACUGACCAGCCAGAAGCUACCUCUGCCCAACCGAACACCUGGAAACUCCUCUCUCAUGCUGAGCCCGUGCAGGGGGCCUGGUUGCCAAGGCCCGGAGCUCUGGAAUACUUCUCUCAGAGAGGUAUCUGGGGCUGUGGUGGUGUCCGGGCUGCUGCAGGGCACGCUGGGGCUGCUGGGGGGUCCUGGCCACUUGUUCUCCCACUGUGGGCCCCUGGUGCUGGCCCCCAGCCUGGUUGUGGCAGGGCUCUCUGCCCACAAGGAGGUGGCCCUGUUCUGUUCCACUCACUGGGGCCUGGCAUGGCUGCUUAUCCUGCUCGUGGUGGUCUGUUCCCAGCACCUGGGCUCCUGCCCGUUACCCCCACGCCCCUGGAGGCCAGCUGCGACCUCUUCAACCCACACUCCUCCCAUCGCUGCCUUCAGGGUCCUCUCGGUGCUGAUCCCAGUGGCCUGUGUGUGGACCAUCUCUGCCCUUCUGGGGCUCAGCAUCACCCCCCUGGAGCUGUCUGCCCCCACCGAGGCACCGUGGUUUUGGCUGCCUCACCCAGCUGAGUGGGACUGGCCCUUGCUGACACCCAGGGCUCUGGCUGCGGGCAUCUCCAUGGCCUUGGCAGCCUCCAUCAGCUCUCUGGGCUGCUACGCCCUGUGUGGCCGGCUGCUGCAUUUGCCUUCUCCACCUCCGCAUGCCUGUAGCCGAGGGCUGAGCCUGGAGGGUCUGGGCAGCGUGCUGGCUGGGCUGUUGGGGAGCCCCAUGGGCACUGCAUCCAGCUUCCCCAACGUGGGCACAAUGAGUCUUUUCCAGGCUGGAUCUCGGCGAGUGGCCCAUUUGGUGGGGCUGCUCUGUGUGGGGCUUGGGUUCUCCCCAAGGCUGGCCCAGCUCCUCAGCACCAUCCCACUGCCUGUGCUUGGUGGGGUGCUGGGGGUGACCCAGGCUGUGGUUUUGUCUACUGGAUUCUCCAGCUUCCACAUGGCUGACAUUGACUCUGGACGGAAUGUCUUCAUUGUCGGCUUCUCCAUCUUCAUGGCCCUGCUGCUGCCGAGAUGGUUUCGGGAGGCUCCAGUCCUGCUGAGCACAGGCUGGAGCCCUUUGGAUGUGUUACUGCGCUCACUGCUCACAGCACCCAUCUUCCUGGCGGGACUCUUGGGCUUCCUCCUAGAGAACACCAUUCCCGGCACACAGCUUGAGCGAGGCCUUAAUCAAGGGCUGCCAUCUCCUUUCACCGACCAAGAGGCACAGAUGCCUCAAAAGUCCAGGGAGAAGUCUGCUCAAGAGUACGAGCUUCCUUUCUCCAUCCAAAACCUGUGUCCCUGCCUUCCCCAGCCCCUCCGUUGCCUCUGCCCGCUGCCCAAAGAUUCUGGGAAUGAGGAAGGAGGAUCCUCUGAGCCAGGAGAGACAGCCGACUUGCUGCCUGGCUUCGGGGAGCAGCGCCCUGGAUCUAGCAGAGAAGAACUUAGGUCCCAGUAAUUACCAGGACUCCUACUUCUACCCUUGUUAGUUUAGCCCUAAAACUUGCUGGAGAGUCAGCUCCUAGGCUCUACUUUCUCCUGGGGAGAGAAAGUGUGUGUGUAUGAGUGAGAGAGAGAGAGAGAGAGAGAGAGAGACACAUGGUCCUAUCUAAAGGUCUCAUUUCCCAAUA